AUGUCGACUAUCCCCACCGCCGACCAGCUAUUUGCACGAGCGACGCCAUUUCCCAUCAUUAUAUGCCGGCAGUGCGAGUAUGCUGUACGGCCAAAGCAGGUACUUUACCAUUUAACCCACAGUCCGCAUCGAAUCCCCGUCUCGGUCGCCCGUCAGGUCGCCCAAACGAUUAGUAAUUGGGAUUGUAUCGAAGAAAAUCCCGAUGAACUUCAGUACCCCAUAUGGGUCGAUCAGCCCAUUAAGGGCUUACGUACUUAUAACGAUGGUCUUUUAUGCAAACGAGGUCAGUGUGGCUACGUAUGUCGGAAUCUUAAGACGAUGAAGAUCCAUUGGCGCCAGGAGCAUAGUUGGUCUAUACACGACCACGCAGGCAAGCCCCAACGAUCCGAAAUCGAAGCUAGUCAGCAGGCGAUACAGGACUCGAUGCUUCCAGUCAUCUGCCAGCGAUUCUUUAAGCAUGGCCAUGGCUCGCAUUACAUCCACGUUCGCAAGCCCGGCCCAGAUCAUGAACCCGUUGGACCGCCCCCCGCGCGGAUGUAG
This is a messenger RNA of Penicillium lagena, 540 nucleotides long. RefSeq lists its product as uncharacterized. The transcript has a single exon. Lineage: Eukaryota; Fungi; Ascomycota; Eurotiomycetes; Eurotiales; Aspergillaceae. The record is from RefSeq and is a predicted model, not a curated record. The coding region runs from base 1 to 540 and encodes 179 amino acids.